AUGAAUUACUCUCAGUUCAUCACCACUGUGAGUGCAGCAAGAAGAGCAUCUCCAAUAAGACUUCUAACUGAACUGAUGCAGAAGUCUCCUCCAUCCCUCAUCUCUCUGGCUGGAGGGGCACCAAACCCUAAUGUUUUUCCAUUUAAGAAGGCUACUGUUGUCAUUGGAGAUGGAGCUCCUGUUGAGAUUGGGGAAGACCUGAUGAAGAGAGCUCUCCAGUACUCAGCCUCAGCAGGUGUGCCAGAGCUGCUGUCUUGGUUAAAGGAUUUCCAGCGGAAUCUGCAUAAUCCACCCACAGCCAACUACACUCCUGAGCAAGGACAGAUGGCAGUGUGUGUCACAACUGGCAGCCAGGAAGGCUUGUGUAAAGUGUUUGAAAUGCUCAUUAAUCCUGGGGACAACAUCCUUUUGGAUGCACCUACCUACUCUGGGACACUAGCAGCUCUGAGGCCUUUGGGUUGUAAUAUAAUUAACAUCCCUAGUGACCAACACGGCAUUAUUCCAAAAGCUUUAAAAGAAAUCCUGUCUACUUGGAGCUCAGAAGAUGCAAAAAGUCGUAGCCACCACCUCCCCAAAUUCCUGUACACUAUUCCAAAUGGGUGCAACCCCACUGGAAACUCUCUGACCACAGAGCGCAAGAAGGAGAUUUACCAGCUUGCAAGAAAAUAUGAUUUCCUCAUAAUAGAAGAUGACCCUUACUACUUCCUUCAGUUUGAAAAGCCAUGGGCUCCAACUUUCCUCUCAAUGGAUGUGGAUGGCCGAGUUAUCAGGACUGACUCUUUCUCUAAAAUUCUCUCAUCUGGGUUAAGAAUAGGUUUCCUCACAGGUCCCAAGCCCCUCAUCGACAGAGUUAUUCUACACAUUCAGGUUUCAACAAUGCACACGAGCACUUUCACACAGAUUAUGAUAUCACAGCUGCUCCAGCAGUGGGGAGAAAAGGGUUUCUUGGAGCAUAUAGACAGGUAG
Messenger RNA from Merops nubicus (carmine bee-eater), 966 nucleotides. It is a transcript of the gene AADAT, whose product is annotated as aminoadipate aminotransferase. Lineage: Eukaryota; Metazoa; Chordata; Aves; Coraciiformes; Meropidae. Bases 1 to 966 code for a protein of 321 amino acids. The record is from RefSeq and is a predicted model, not a curated record. Gene Ontology annotation, biological process: biosynthetic process. Gene Ontology annotation, molecular function: L-kynurenine:2-oxoglutarate transaminase activity; pyridoxal phosphate binding. The transcript has 9 exons.